Molecule: messenger RNA, 243 nt
Organism: Botrytis byssoidea
Lineage: Eukaryota; Fungi; Ascomycota; Leotiomycetes; Helotiales; Sclerotiniaceae
Exons: 2
Coding region: 1-243 (80 amino acids)
Source: RefSeq, a predicted model, not a curated record
AUGGUAAACAUCCCAUUGGAGAGCGGCUAUGGGCUCCCGGCCGCAUAUGUGGCCGGGCUUCGUGCUUCACCAGAUUUUGUGCCUCAAAGAUAUGCCCAUUUCGUGCCAUCACCCACAUCCCCGGAUCGAAUGUCUCUGAUGGGAACAGUUUUACCCGGCUAUGGUCAAGGACACUUACUAUCUUACCACCUGGUCCCUAAUGUCUCCGUUGAAAGUUUAACGUCAAUUGCCAUCAAAAUUUAG